This is a messenger RNA of Silurus meridionalis, 3111 nucleotides long. It is a transcript of the gene podxl, whose product is annotated as podocalyxin-like. Gene Ontology annotation, biological process: cell migration; negative regulation of cell-cell adhesion; regulation of microvillus assembly. The transcript has 8 exons. Gene Ontology annotation, cellular component: microvillus membrane; apical plasma membrane. The record is from RefSeq and is a predicted model, not a curated record. NCBI's taxonomy places the organism in Eukaryota, Metazoa, Chordata, Actinopteri, Siluriformes, Siluridae. Bases 369 to 1844 code for a protein of 491 amino acids.
GCGAACAGUCCAGACUGGAGAACAUACAGAGAGGAAAAGUUUCUCAGUAGGGCAGAGAACUGCUCACGUGUUUUGAAUAGCACCGACAGCCAGAGCGCAGCCAAGGAAACCUACAAACACUCCGGACUCAAAUCCCCUCUGCUCAGGAGGGACACACACGCACACACACACACACACACACACACACUCACUCACACAGAGAUAAAAGCAGUAACCGACAAAAGAGCUCUGGUUUUAAGCUCAACACUCAGAAGUUAUUUAGGCUCAACAGAAGAAGGCGCAACAAGGCGGCGUGUCACCUCCAGCAUCACCAACUUUUUUGAUCUCACAAACUCUGCAUCACUGAUUAACUACAAAAACCACAUAAGAUGCAGAUCCCAUGGACUAUCCUUUUGUUAGGUUUUCUCCUCCAUGAUGUGGAUGGUGAAAAACCUACAACAAUAGCGUAUAAGACAGCUGUCAGCAGCAUGCCAACUAAAUCAACAACUGUAUCAUCUGUAUCUACAUUGCUUACAAGUUCAACACCAGUUAACAGUAUAUUACCAAUUUCAACAAAACUUCCACUUUCUGAAAGCAGUACUAUAGGACUGGCCAGUACUCAACUCACCCAAACCACAAAUAAAGUUACAUCUCCUAAUACUUCCCAAAAUGUGAGAAAUAAUUCAGCAAAUCCUGAAAAAGCCACCACCACCAAUAUCUCACCAUACUCUACAAAAAAAAGUGAGCCAACAGAAUUGACUUCAACUAAGGAAACUACAACUAAUCCAACUUCCAACAGCGCUACGGCUCAUUCUUCAAUUUCACCCACCACCCUUGCUCCACCCUUCCAUAGUCCUGCUAACAUUUCAAAAACACCUCCCACUGAUUCUAAUACAACUAGUUCUACUGCUAGUUCUCCCAAUAUAACUACCCCUACCACUCUUUCUCCUAAUAUAACUACACCUACUGCUGGUUCUCCCAAUAUAACUACCCCUACUGCUGGUUCUCCCAAUAUAACUACCCCUACUGCUGGUUCUCUCAAUAUAACUACCCCUACUGCUGGUUCUCCCAAUAUAACUACCCCUACUGCAGGUUCUCCCAAUAUAACUACCCCUGCUGCAGGUUCUCCCAAUAUAACUACCCCUGCUGCAGGUUCUCCCAAUAUAACUACCCCUGCUGCAGGUUCUCCCAAUAUAACUACCCCUACUGCAGGUUCUCCCAAUAUAACUACCCCUACUGCUGGUCAUUUAAAUACACCCACUGCUACUUUAACACCUGAAAUCUCUACACAAAAGAGUACAAUCGGAUUUAAUCUCCAAAGUACCCCAGCAGAAAAAAUAUCCAAAACAGAAAAAAACUUCAAUGUGACUGUAUCUGCAAACAAGAAUGGGAAAUACCUCGAGAGCAUGUGUGCAAGACUCAUGGAGGUGGUCAAUGCAACUAUUAACUGCACCAUGGUUGGAACAGAGACCGGUGGAAAUUAUAAGUUUAAAUCUUUACACAUAUUCAUGCUGACAGAAACGCAGAAAGAUAAAGAUUCUUCGAAAGACAAUACAAAAGAUAGGCGAAACAUGCUGAUCGCUGUUGGGGCUUCAUGCGGUGCGCUGAUGUUCAUCCUGUUCGCGUUCGGGAUCUAUUGCAACUGCCAUCGCUUAUCCUACAGGAAGAACCAGCAACAUCUGACUGAAGAGCUGCAGACGGUGGAGAACGGCUACCACGACAACCCCACGCUGGAGGUAAUGGAGGUGCAGCCGGAGAUGCAGGAGAAGAAGUUGUCGCUAAACGGAGAGUUUAACGACAGCUGGAUUGUUCCCUACGACAACCUCUGCAAGGACAUACCUGACGAGGAGGACACACAUCUGUAAAGUGUGCAAAGCCCAUCAGCUCCCCAAUCUCAUAUCUUACAAACUAGAACGUGUGAAGAUUCCAAAUGGCCAAAAAAGCAAAAGGACUACAGGGUCCCCUUUUUAUUGUCUAUUAAACCAGCAUUAUUGCUGUCGAAGGGCACAAGCCAUAAGGAGAAAUAUUUAACAAAUCUUGGAGGGAAACGUUGAGUUGAGAUGUUCAGAGAUUUGGAUUUGGUGUGAUUUUUCACACAAAAACAUUUCUCAUUUAGAACACUGGAGAAAUGUACAGUACUGCACCUGUAUAUAGUGUUUUGUUUGUUUUGUAGUGUGUGUAGAACAGUAUUUUGACCACUAGUAUUCAUUUUUACAAGACCAAAGGAUAAAUGUUGCUCAUCCUGGUUCUACACUGCACACACCUUAUUUACAGACUUGCUUCCAAGAUAUUUCCUCAUAAUUUUAUUCUGAUUACAUAAUUACCAAUUACCAGAAGUGCAAAAAAAAAAAAAAUACCCAGCAAACAUUUCAUUAUGAACCUAUUAAAUGUAUUUCAGUACCAAACUGCUGAAAUAUAAAGGUGUAAAUAAUAACGCAAGUCAUUGACCAAAGCGCUUCCUAAGAGCGGACGAUAGUUUUUGACCUGGAACACAUUAGAUUUAUUAUCUAAAUUGAAAUUGCAAUAUAAAAGUUGAUUCACUGAAAUCUUAAUGUUUAAAUUAAUUCUUCAAAACAUUGAUGUAGAAAUGCUCCAAAGCCUUUUUUCUUUCCCCUCACAUCCUUCUAUGUAAAUAUUUAUACAGUCUUUAAGUGUCUAUGAUUUAGGUCUUUAAUGUCCAUUAUAUUAUUUUGUAUGUAUUUUAUAUUCUGUUAGAACUUUGCCUUUCUCAGGAAGGCAAAAAAAAAACAAACAGGAGUCUGACACACUGGAAAAAAAAAACAAAAUCACUGCUGUUACAUUGCCUUUUUUUUUUUUUUUUUUUGCCAGUCCAUUAUUCUGACAAAAAAAUUAAAUGCUUAUAUAAAAUAAAAUGUUAUUUCAAAAAACAUCCAUUCAUUAAAAUGUGCUUAAUAUGCAAGGACAAAAAAAAGAGUCUGUUUUUAGAAAACCUGAACAAAAUACAAUCUUUAUUCGUUAUGUACAUUACAUACAAUGCGUUUGUUUUUUGUUGUUUUUUUCUCUACACAUUCAUGUCUGCCACAGUGUAGUGUUCACAUAUUCCGAUAUCCUCACUCGGAGAUAAGAGCGGAGGAAAAGUGAGAUGUUUUUUUUUUCAAGAGGAAAAAAUGA